Messenger RNA from Alosa alosa (allis shad), 2656 nucleotides. It is a transcript of the gene mfsd11, whose product is annotated as major facilitator superfamily domain containing 11. The transcript has 14 exons. NCBI's taxonomy places the organism in Eukaryota, Metazoa, Chordata, Actinopteri, Clupeiformes, Clupeidae. The record is from RefSeq and is a predicted model, not a curated record. Bases 280 to 1650 code for a protein of 456 amino acids.
GCCAUAAAUCGUAAAUUGAAAAACACCAGCGACAGCAUAUUUGAUGUUCUGCCGUAGAUACAGUGGUCACACAGGAAAACUUGACCAGCUAGUCGGCAAGUCACAUGGUUUUCAUGACAGUCCUAUCUGCACGCGACUGGGAUCUGCUCGCAAAGGUUAUAAUGAUGGGACCUUUUGUUUAACCCGAAAACUGGUUUGAAAAGUAACGUUAAACUACACCACUGAUACAUUCGGUGGCCGUGAGACGUUGUGGUGACACAGCGAGAGCGUCCCGUCAACAUGAGCCCCGAAGGAAAGUCGCUGCUCAACAUCAUCGUCCUCGGCUUCGGGUUUAUGUUCAUGUUCACCGCCUUUCAAACAUGCGGGAACAUCGAGCAAACCGUUCUGAAGAGCUACAACAGCUCAGACUUCCAUGGCAGCGGAUACACCAGUAUGUCCAUCAUCUAUGGCGUGUUCUCGGCCUCCAACCUCAUCGCUCCCUCAGUGGUGGCCGUCAUUGGUCCACAGCUGGCCAUGUUCUUCAGUGGUCUCCUCUACAGUGGCUACAUUGCCAUGUUUAUCCAUCCGCUGACCUGGAGUUUCUACACGGCAUCGGUUUUGGUCGGCAUCGCCGCAGCAGUGUUGUGGACUGCCCAGGGGAACCUGUUGACCAUUAACUCCUCGGACAGCACCAUCGGCCGGAACACCGGCAUCUUCUGGGCCCUGCUGCAGUUUAGCAUGUUCUUUGGGAACCUGUACGUCUACAUCGCCUGGCACGGGAAAACGCACAUAUCAGAUAGGGACCGCCAGACGCUGUUCAUUUCCUUGACGGUCAUCAGUCUGGUGGGGAGCUUCCUGCUCUUCCUGAUCCAGCGGGUCGAACCAGACCCCGCCCCUUCUGAGUCCUCUGAGUCUCUGUUGCCCGCGGAAACCACACUCACAGACAGCAGCCCUGCAGUGCUUGCAGCACCUCCUGGUUUAGGCUUCCAGGCCCUGGACGCCUUCAAGAAGGCUUUGAAGCUGUUUGUCACCAAAGAAAUGCUGUUUCUCAGUAUAACCAUAGCCUACACGGGGCUGGAGAUGACCUUCUACAGUGGCGUUUAUGGCACUAGUCUUGGAGCCAUGACUGUGUUUGGAGACAACGCCAAGAGCCUGAUCGGCCUCUCUGGCAUCUGCAUUGGCAUCGGGGAGAUCCUGGGAGGGGGCAUAUUUGGGAUGCUGAAUAAGUAUAUCCAGGUGGGACGGAACCCUGUGGUGCUGCUGGGGCUGGUCACACACUUUGUGGGGUUCUUCCUGAUCUUCCUCAACAUCGCCAGCGACGCUCCCAUCGCACCUGAGGAGGGGACACACCUGCAGGCCUUCAUCACGCCCAGUGUAGAGGUGGCUCUGUUGUGUAGUUUCCUGCUGGGUUUUGGAGACAGCUGCUUCUACACGCAGCUGCUAAGCAUUGUGGGAUACAUGUUCCGCGAGGACAGCGCACCAGCCUUCGCCGUCUUCUAUUUCAUCCAGUCCAUCAUGGCGGCGGUGGCAUUCCUGUACAGUAACUACCUGCUGCUGCACUGGCAGCUGUUGGUGCUGGUGGUGAUGGGUUUUCUAGGCACGCUCAGUUUCUUCGUGGCCGAGUGGCUCGCCGUCCAACGCAAGCGUGACUCUGACUACGACAGCAUCUAACCUGCCCUGGUGCCAACCCCCCCCACCCACCCACACACACACACACACACACACACACACACACUCACACUCGUGCAUAAUGGCUGUGGAAGGCCAGCUGACCGCUCCUCAGCACAGGGUGGCACAGUCCAGUCUCUGGGGCUCUGCUGACUGGGGGGGAGCUGGCAUGAGAGACUGUGCCAAGCAGCCAUAUUUUCCUUCCUUCAUUUGUUUUGUUUUGUUUUGUUUUUUUUGUGUAAUGUUUGAUUUGUUUGCUAUCCAGAGAACCUGGACAAUCAAGGAAGAAUCCACUGAUGGUGCCUGUUCCACUCCAGUGGGUAAGACUUUUGUGAUUUCGCACACACACAAACACACACACUACUUACUAAUCCCCACGCAUCACACCCCACGGUGUCACAAAGGGAGAUUUAGUUUACUUUAUAAGACUCAGGAGAGUGCACUUCUGCACAUCAGUUGGAGCGUGUGUGUGUGUGUGUGUGUGUGUUUCGGAAGAGAAAAAAUACACUCCCCCCUGAAGCUGGAGGUUGUGUCAUUGUUGCAGAAUGAAGGGCCUGGAUGAGCACAGGAGUGAAGUUGUUUUUAUUUAUUUUAUUAUGUUGAUCACCAGGGACAAGUCUGCCAAAGAGUUCGCUGUGACUGAAAGCUUUUCCCCGUCUCUGCAUUGCUUUGUGCCUCGUGUGUGUGCACGCCUGUGUUAGUCACUCUGACUAACGCCUCUCCUGAAAGGAUGAGAUUGAUGGCUAGUUGGCCAUGCUAACGCAGUGCUGAUGGCUAGUGGGCCAUGCUAACGCAGUGCUGAUGGCUAGUGGGCCAUGCUAACGCAGCACUGAUGGCCAGUGGGCCAUGCUAACGGAGCGCUGAUGGCUAGUAGCCCAUGUUAACGCAGCACUGAUGGCUAGUGGGCCAUGCUAACGCAGCACUAAUGGCUAGUGGGCCAUCCUAACGCAGCACUGAUGGCUAGUGGGCCAUGCUAACGCAGCGCUGAUGGCUAGUAGCCCAUGCUAAC